Molecule: messenger RNA, 450 nt
Organism: Macrosiphum euphorbiae (potato aphid)
Lineage: Eukaryota; Metazoa; Arthropoda; Insecta; Hemiptera; Aphididae
Source: the annotation of a GenBank genome assembly
AUGACAAAAGAUGCAGUAGAGUAUUUAAUCGGUUGGGUUGCAAAAAAAUAUAGAAAGAAGUAUCCUGAACUUGGAUCAACGACUUAUGUAUUAGGGAACACUUGUCAUGAUUAUACACUACCAACAUGGGUGCAGCAUUUAUCUUAUGGCGGAUUGAUAGUUCCUAGUAGUAAUUUCAAGAACUUAAUUCUACGGUGUGAAAAAUUAUUUAUAAAAUUUACAAAAGGACAAAUUCCUACAGGACGAUAUAUUGUAAAACAAUUAACAAAUAAAAUUUAUAAUAGAGUGAUAACAGAUGACAAAAAUAAAAUUCUGAUUCAAACUUAUAUAAAACAGAGGAUAAUCAUACGUAUGAAAUAUUUUAAUCAAAAUUUAACUUCUAUGCAAAAAAUAAAAAAAUCUAAAAUGAGGCUACAAAGAUUAAAUAAAUUAAGAAAAACAAUAACUUGA